Carcharodon carcharias (great white shark) is the source of this 3518-nucleotide messenger RNA. It is a transcript of the gene dnajc5b, whose product is annotated as DnaJ (Hsp40) homolog, subfamily C, member 5 beta. The record is from RefSeq and is a predicted model, not a curated record. Bases 1 to 591 code for a protein of 196 amino acids. NCBI's taxonomy places the organism in Eukaryota, Metazoa, Chordata, Chondrichthyes, Lamniformes, Lamnidae. The transcript has 4 exons.
AUGGCUGAGCAAAGACAACGUGCACUUUCUACAUCUGGAGAAGCACUUUACCAAAUUCUGGGCCUAGAGAAAGGAGCUUCACAUGAGGAGAUAAAGAAAUCCUAUAGAAAACUUGCUUUGAAACACCAUCCAGACAAAAACCUUGACAACCCAGAUGCAUCUGAUAAGUUCAAAGAGAUCAACAAUGCUCAUUCAAUAUUGUCAGAUAUAACCAAACGAAACAUUUACGACAAAUAUGGCUCCCUGGGACUCUAUGUAGCUGAACAGUUUGGUGAAGAGAAUGUGAACACGUAUUUCAUGCUGUCUAGCUGGUGGGCGAAGGGGCUUUUUGUGUUCUGUGGGUUGAUCACUGGCUGUUACUUCUGCUGCUGCCUUUGCUGCUGCUGUAACUGUUGCUUUGGUAAAUGUAAACCCAAGUCCCCAGGGGGUGAAGAAUAUGAAUACUAUGUCUCACCAGAAGACCUGGAAGAACAAAUCCGCACAGACAUGGAGAAUGAUGGGGAGAUUCCAAUCGUGCUUCAGCCUACAAAUGCAAAUGAGAAAACUCAGCUUAUUGGCGAAGGCCGACGUUGCUACAACACAGAUGGGUAGAAUUCAAGAAAGCAAAAAGCUGAGCUGAAAAUCCAGGCAACUGUUACAAUGUGGACAUGCCAUGGCGUGUGGUUGUAUUUUUCAUUUGGAAAAUGACAUAAUCAACUACUGAUCUUGAUAUUACCUAAACAACCACCAUCAAUAGUACCCACAGCUGUAAAAUGCAGUUUGAAAACCUAUCUAUGAACAAAGUCCAAUUUUGCUCUGUUGCUCUAAACACUUUAAAAUCAAAUCCCUGGUUUUUCUCACUUUACCUCAUAACAUCAUCCGGAAUUGAGUAUUUAAUUAUUUUAAACACUUUUGCUGACGGUGUUUAAUAGACUUUCCCCCUCAAAUAUUUGUCAUAUUUUGUAUACCAUGUAUCCAAAUUGAACCUUUUUGGAUAAGCAGAUUAUUAAAUAGACUCCAACUAACAUGUGAGGCUGGGAAUGACAACUAACUCCCUCUUUUCCACUUUACUAGCUAUUCAUUGCCCCAACAGUAAGAAAGUUAGAAAUAAAUCUUUUACUACAAAAUAUUGUAGUAGUUCUGCUACUUGCUACUGAAUCCUUUGUGGUUGGGACAUUGUCAUUGCAACUCUGAGAAAUAGACUGACUGACCUGGUCACAGCUGUAACAAAAAAUCUGGGUGACAAAUGUAGGGAGGAGUAAGAUCAUCACUUCAAUCAUUUAUAGUUUUGGAAGCUCUUUGUGGAGUACAAAUGAACUGUGCUAGAGAUUUAGCAAAGUUCCUUGGGUGAAAAGAAUCACUAAAAGGAUUUGAAUAGAUACCUUAUAGAAAUUACUUGAUGUUUGAAGCAGAGACUGUAAUGUAUUUCCAACCUAUCUGAAUCAGAACUUCAGCUUAAUCAACUCCAUUUCAGCUCUCUGAUUACUGGCUGCCCUUUCGUAGCUUUAAUAAGAUGCACAUUUCUCAAAUAACCACCACCUAAAUGAAUACAUUUCUAUUUUAGUGUCCUAGAGGAUUAGAGAAAUCUUCCAAAACCAUAGAAAAUGUAAUUCCCUGCAUUUUUGGAGCAAAGCUGUAAUUUUGUUACUUUAUUUUGGUAUUAACUUCUUCUUUCAGUGCUCAAAAACUUAAAUGCACCUGCUUUUCAUUCCUUCAUGGACUAGAUGUAAAUAUAUUUAAAGGUUAUCUAAUUAUCAAGCAAUUCUGCAUCUUUUUCCUCACACCCACUGGCCUCAAGAGCACGUAUCAAAAAUUCCAGCACAAAGUUGUAGAAUGACCUUUUUUGUGUAAAGUUUCCCAUCUUGUGAUACAACAAAAUGCUUCUAGUUGUGCUCCAUAUUGGGGCAGUGAUUUUAAAUGCAAUUCGUCAUUCAUAACGUCACCGGGUCAGAAAUUAUGUCACAGUUCUACACAAAAGCUUACAUUUCUCAUGUACCCCAAGCAGCAAGAAACCUUGCUGUCCAUCAGCACAUACUGGAAUUUCUGACAAUGAAAUAGCAGCGAUGAGGGUGAGGAUUCCUCACUUAUUCAGCCCAGUUUGCCUCUAAACAUAAAGCAGAGUAAACAUGUCUGUGCAUAUCUCUCUCCAUAUAACAUUUUGGAUUGGUGGACAAUUUCAUCACUUCCUAUUUAAAAAUAUAGACAAAUGUUCUAUUUUACAUCUUCCACCCUUUUCGUAUAAGUAAAAGUUGAUAGAUAGCAACAUAAUUUUAAAAAUUUACAGGAAGGUUUUGUCAAGGCAAAUAUAAUACAACCUUUAUGUAGAUUUCACUUUAGAAGAUGAAACAGAUUGAUUUUAUCUUUGUCAAUAUUUUAAAAAUGAAGAGUUUAGAAAUUAGCAAUUGAUUUGUGUAGUUUUCUUUUGUAAGCUGCUGUAGUUAAUGUAAUAAGACAUAAUAGCCAGCCAUGUAUGAUGAUACUUGUAUUUUGCAUAAUCUUUUAUUUGUAAAGACAAAAGCUUUGGUUAACCACUUUCCUUUGUUCAGUCCAUUGUGGGAGUAUUGUCUGUCCACUGCAGUUAAAUCAAUUGUGAAGAAAGUGUAAUUUUAAGAUUUUGGAUAUUUUACUACCAGUUCAGUUCAUAUCCCAGGCAGCUUCAGGUGUUCUUUGUUGUAAGUUGCUAUCUUUGGUCACUGUGUUUGCCUGGAACAAACAUGUAUGGCAUUCAGAUUCCAAAAUGAUCUGGUGUCAACUUACUCCCCCAAAUGUGCAAUCAAGUGAAAAUCUUGAAUAUCAAUACAAGCUCAUAUCCUACACAAAAUAUGACCACUCUCUUUGGCAUAUUUUCAAGGUUCCAAUGGUCAGGGGAUACUGUGCUCAAUGCAGGCUUUAAUCAGCUCCAUUUGUAUAGGCCUUUAAAAUUCCCAUCCUGUUUGUAAUCAGAUAUGAAGUGCCCUACAAUUAACUGCGUCACUUCUGAGGCAGUGAUACCUGACUACUUGGCUUCACUUCUUUGGUGUUUACCCAUCACAAUAUGAUACAAAGUAUGGGUGGUACGAAUGAAAAAAAAAUGGGAAUAUAUAAAAGAAGCAUUAAUUUUCUGAAAUACAAAAUGUAAUGCACGGUUCUCAGAAAUACAAGCACGCUGAAUAACUAGAUAUUUGUUUGUGGAUAUUAGUAUGUUGUCAUCAUCCCUCCACUUCUUGCUGUGAAACCGGAACAAUAAAAAAGUGGAAAAGACUACUAAUUUUCUAUUAAAGAAGCUAUAUACACUUCAUUCAAAACAUCCCUUUUACCUUUUGUAUUUUAUAUUUACCUCAUUUUUUCUUUCUAUUCUGUUCGACAUAUGAACAUAAACUGUGAGGAAAGAAAAAAUAUAGUUUUUGAACAAGAAAAUUUCUUAAAAAUGUAUGGUUGCACUGGAGCUUAACAAAAAAAAAUAGAGGGAGUGUUAGCAAAAUGUCUGCAAUCAGUAAAAUGAUUUAGUAUUUGCUGAUGUGAAAGAAACAGUAUGUUAUUAAAAAAAGUGCUGUUCUAAA